UUGGACUUGUGUAACUGUAACUUUACAAAACUGAGUACUGAAAAGAAAUAAAACGUCCUGCAUGCAGGUGCCAUUCUCAUAUAUACUUCUGUCUGCACCAUGAGGAUUGUGUGGCUCCCCCUGCUCCUAACUGUCCUCGCACCCUCCCGGGGACAGCCCAUGUUUAAGGAUGUCACGCAAACCAUGCUGCCGCCCCACCAAGACCACAACCCGAGCCAGCUGAACUACGGCAUGGCGGUGACAGAUGUCGAUGGCGAUGGGGACAUGGAGGUGGUGGUGGCUGGCUACAGUGGACCAAACUUGGUGCUGAAGUAUGACCGGAACCACAGCAGGCUUGUGAACAUCGCUGUGGAUGAUCCUAGCUCCCCGUACUACGCUCUGAGGGACCGUCGGGGCAACGCCAUCGGUGUUACUGCCUGUGACGUAGAUGGGGACGGCAGGGAGGAGAUAUACAUCCUGAACACCAACAAUGCUUUUUCAGGUCGGGCGACGUACUCCGACAAGCUCUUCAAGUUCCGCAACGGUCGCUUUGAGGACCUCCUGAGCGACGACAUCAAUCUGCAGAGGAACGUGGUCAAUGAGAUGGCGGGGCGCUCCGUGGCCUGCGUGGACAGAAAGGGCACAGGACGCUAUGCCGUGUACGUGGCCAACUAUGCCAGAGGGAGCGUCGGGCCCCACGCCCUCAUCGAAAUGGACGAGGCCGCAAGUGACCUGAGCCGAGGAAUCGUUGCCCUGUCCAACGUGGCCCUGGAAGCGCGAGUGCGCAAGUACACGGGGGGCCGGGGGGUAGUGGUGGGGCCCAUCAUCAGCGAGACCCGGUCAGACAUCUUCUGCGACAAUGAGAACGGCCCUAACUUCCUAUUCCUCAACAACGGGGACGGGACCUUCACGGACGUGGCAUCGGAGGCAGGAAUCGACGACCGCCUGCAGCACGGCCGAGGUGUGGCCCUGGCGGAUUUCGACGGGGAUGGCAAGACGGACAUCGUGUACGGGAACCGGAAUGGGCCGCACCGCCUGUACCUGCAGCAGGACAGCGGAGGUUUCCGGAACGUUGCCACCGAUGCCUUUGCCACACCUUCUCCAGUGCGCACCGUCAUCGCAGCUGAUUUCGACAACGACCGGACGCUUGAGGUCUUCUUCAACAACAUCGCCUACCGGGGGUGGUCUGCCAACAGGCUGUUCAGGGUGUCUCCGAGAGACGGUGCGGAUCCUCUGAUUGCCGAGCUCAACGUGGGCGAAGCUGCUGAACCGCAGGGUCGUGGGACAGGGGGUGCGGCGAUGGACUUCGACGGAGACGGGCAACUCGACCUGUUGGUGGCCCACGGGGAGAGUGCGUCGCAACCCAUCUCUGUCUUCAAGGUGGACCGGGGCUCCUCCAACUCCUGGCUUCGUGUGGUUCCUCGAACUCGGUUCGGAGCCUUUGCCCGUGGAGCCAAGGUGGUGGUGCACGCCGAGAGCGGCGGUCCCCAGAUGCGCAUCAUCGACGGGGGCUCGGGGUACCUCUGUGAGAUGGAACCCGUCGCUCACUUUGGCCUAGGGAAGGACGCGGCCACCGGCGUGGAAGUCUAUUGGCCAGAUGGUGGCAAGGUGACGCGACUGCUCGACGUUAGCGACGUGAACUCCGUCCUGAAGAUCCCCUAUCCGGCGAAAGGUGAGGACAAACAGACCACAGAGGAGACCCAGGUGACACUCUGAGGUUAUAUGCCCCCUUGGGACACUGCUCAGAAGCUGAAUGGCAUUAUGGGAUUCUUCUGGAUUAAUGGACUGCUCCAAACUUAACUGACUGUGCUGCUCUUCCAUAUUCUUCAACCUCUCAACAUGUUUUGGUG
Messenger RNA from Scleropages formosus (Asian bonytongue), 1829 nucleotides. RefSeq names its product cartilage acidic protein 1a (gene crtac1a). The record is from RefSeq and is a predicted model, not a curated record. Lineage: Eukaryota; Metazoa; Chordata; Actinopteri; Osteoglossiformes; Osteoglossidae. Gene Ontology annotation, biological process: axonal fasciculation.